CCAUCCAUCGGUGGUGUUGGUGUUGUGCCCAUCCUCCAUCCUGGCUGACAAACACAUCCAAGCGGCUGGCUACUUGCCCGCUUGCGCGUGCAUGUAGGCCAACCGCGUCAUCUUAUCUCCCUCCCAUCAUUGCCUCCUCCUCCUCCUCCUCCUCCUUCUGAUCUAUCCAGCUGCUCGUCCGGUGGCGCAUCCCAUCUCCUCCAGCUCCUCCUCAUCCCUUCUUUUUCCGGCCCCCGUCGGCCGUACGUGCAGGCCGGAGGAGGAGGAAGGAAGCGUCGCUUGGCGCUCGGCGGGAGGUGAUCGCUCGUGUUCGUGCAUGAUCAGGGCGAGGGCAGCUGGCUGCGCUUUUGGAGGAGGAAGAAAGCGGUGAUCCAUGCAUGGAUGGCAAAGACCUCAUCUCACCGUCCGACCUGCCGCCAUUCUACGGCCAGCAGCAGCAGCAGCACCUCCGCAUGCUCGGCGGCACCGGCGGCGGCGGGGGGCAGCAACAGCAUAGCCCCUCCUCGCUCGCCGGGAUGCACUCCGUCAUCCGCCCCAUGCCCAACAUGAGCAUGAGCCCCACCGCCAUCCUCCAGUCCAUCGGCGGCGGCGGCGCCUCCUCCCUCGCCGGCAUGCAGUUCAACAUGGACGGCGCGCCGUCGCCUUCCUCCAUGUUGCAGCACAACAGCAUGGGCGGCGGCUCCGUCUCCGGCUCGGGGGGGACGAUGCCGGUGGCCAGCCCGCCGCCGGAGCCCGUCAAGCGGAAGCGGGGCAGGCCGCGCAAGUACGGGCCCGACGGCGCCAUGAAGCACCACAUGUCCUCGUCUUCCUCGUCGGCGCAUCAUCAGCAGCAGCAGCAUCAGAUGAUGGGCGCGCCGCAGCAGAGGAUGGGGUCCAUGGCCGGGCAGGGCAUGGCGGGCGGGUUCGACGACGCGGCCCAGAAGAAGAAGCGCGGCCGACCGCCGGGCACCGGGAAGAAGCUCUCCUCCCCCAGCAGUAAACCCUCCGGCAAUGCUUUCCCUGGUUCAGCUGGAACGAGCUUCACUCCCCACAUCAUCACAGCAUCUCCUUCAGAGGACGUCGCGGGGAAGAUCGCAGCAUUCGCGAGCCAGUCGCCGAGGGCGGUGUGCGUGCUCUCGGCGAUGGGGUCUAUCUCCAGGGCUGUCCUCCGCCACCCCGCAGAUCAUCCUCCUUCCUACAACAAUCCUGCCAUUUACGAGGGAUUGUAUGAAAUCCUCAGUUUAUCCGGCUCUUACAAUCUGAACGAGGGCCAGCAAAAUCAGACCGACGGGAUCAGUGUCACGCUCUGCAGCCCGGAGAGGCACAUCAUUGGAGGUGUUCUGGGUGGAGCAUUGGUAGCUGCCAGUACUGUGCAGGUGGUGCUAGGGACUUUUGUGCAAGGAGGGUCCAAAUCAAAGUCCAAGAAAGCCGCGAAACCACCGGCUUUCGGUCCCGACUCACUCACCGGCGCUGGGCCAGACGUGCCGUCACCCAGCUCAGGACAUAACCAAAACCUAACGUCGCCGCCCUCCGUUGUAUCGACGGGAGGGUGGCCUAGCUCUGGGAUAUUUGACACGCGAAGUUCCAACAUUGAUAUCAACUCUUCUAGAGGAUAGCUCAUAUUUGCCGACACUUCCAUCUCUCGAGAGAUUUUUCUGUUCCCAAAAAGAAUACCAAAUGUAUACUUUGAAAUAGCCCAUUCGGUUUUUGAGAUCAUUCUUAUAGAUUAUUCA
Aegilops tauschii subsp. strangulata is the source of this 1712-nucleotide messenger RNA. RefSeq names its product AT-hook motif nuclear-localized protein 10. The record is from RefSeq and is a predicted model, not a curated record. Gene Ontology annotation, molecular function: minor groove of adenine-thymine-rich DNA binding. Lineage: Eukaryota; Viridiplantae; Streptophyta; Magnoliopsida; Poales; Poaceae.